Cyprinodon tularosa is the source of this 1572-nucleotide messenger RNA. Its product is annotated as G2/mitotic-specific cyclin-B2-like. Gene Ontology annotation, molecular function: cyclin-dependent protein serine/threonine kinase regulator activity. The coding region runs from base 199 to 1380 and encodes 393 amino acids. NCBI's taxonomy places the organism in Eukaryota, Metazoa, Chordata, Actinopteri, Cyprinodontiformes, Cyprinodontidae. The transcript has 8 exons. Gene Ontology annotation, cellular component: cyclin-dependent protein kinase holoenzyme complex; cytoplasm; nucleus. Gene Ontology annotation, biological process: regulation of cyclin-dependent protein serine/threonine kinase activity; mitotic cell cycle phase transition. The record is from RefSeq and is a predicted model, not a curated record.
CCUGUCAUGUGACCUCAGUCUUCUGAUUGUCAGCCAAUCAGCGGCCUUCCUGCCUCAGCUGUAGCCAAUCAGAUUGUCCGCAGCGCUAUUUGAACGCAGCCAGUCUGUCUCUCCAUGAACUGAGUUCUCCUGCAGUUUUAGCUACAGACGCUCUCAGAUUGUUUUUCCAGAGUUUUUUCCGCCUGAUUUCUUCUAUUCAUGUCCACCAUGGAGGUUCGAGCUGCGCCGCUGCAGGCCGCAGAGGAGACUCUGAAGAAGGGAAAAAGCUACGCAGCGGCUCCGAGGAGAGCUGCUCUGGGAGAGAUGACCAACUUCCCCGCAGCUGAGGCCAACAUGAAGAGGAGGGCAGCAUCAAAGAAGGCCUCCAAACCCUCCAGCUCCCAGAAACCUAAACCAGUCCAGGACUGUGGGGGUGUGGUCCAGGUUCCGGCUGCUGUCGAUCCGCUCACUGCUCUUCCAGAGGAGUCGGCCGACGUGUCCAUGAAGGAGGAGCAGGAGCUGUGCAGAGCGUUCUCUGAGACGCUGCUGGCGGUGCAGGAUGUGGACGAGCAGGACGCAGACAAGCCUCAGCUCUGCUCUAAAUACGUCAAAGAUAUCUACGCGUACCUGCACCUCCUGGAGGUGCAGCAGGCCAUACGCCCGGACUACAUGAAGGGCUUGGAGAUCACGCCGCAGAUGAGGGGGAUCCUAGUCGACUGGAUGGUCCAGGUUCACUCCCGCUUCCAGCUGCUGCAGGAGACCCUGUACCUCACCGUGGCCGUCCUGGACCGCUUCCUGCAGGUCCAGCCGGUGUCCCGGAGGAAGCUGCAGCUGGUCGGGGUCACGGCCAUGCUGGUGGCCUGUAAGUACGAAGAGAUGUACUCUCCGGAAGUAGGAGACUUCGCCUACAUCACAGACGGCGCCUUCAGCAAGCCUCAGAUCCUGGAGAUGGAGCAGCUGGUCCUGAGGAGGCUGAACUUCCAGCUGGGACGGCCGCUGCCACUGCACUUCCUCCGGCGGGCCUCCAAGGUGGCCAGCGCUGACAUAGAGAAACACACUCUGGCCAAGUACCUGAUGGAGCUGACCCUCCUGGACUACGAGCUAGUCCACUACCGGCCUUCUGAGAUCGCCGCUGCCUCCUUGUGUCUCUCCCAGCAGCUGCUGGGCGGGCUGCCCUGGUCGGCCACGCAGCAGCACUACUCCACCUACGACGAGGCUCACCUGAAGCCCAUCAUGCAGCACCUGGCCAAGAACGUGGUGAUGGUGAACGAGGGGAGGACCAAGUUCCAGGCCGUAAAGAAGAAAUACUGCAGCAGCAAACUGAUGAAGAUCAGCCUCCUUCCUCAGCUGAGCUCCUCCAUCAUCCAGAAGAUGGCGGCUCCUCUCAUCAAAGCCUCCUGAGACCUGUUUUAUUUUAUUUUUUUAAAGAGACUUUUUCACUUGCACUUUACUGGAUGGGUUCUCUGAACUGGACCGACCCGCUGCUCUACUGGUUCUGUUGGUUUUGUUGUGUUUUUAAGCAGUUCAGCAGAAACUGCGGGGAAUUGUGAAUCUUUGCUGUUUUUUAAUAAAGUUUAAAUUUCCUAGAAGGUU